This is a messenger RNA of Nerophis lumbriciformis (worm pipefish), 1416 nucleotides long. It is a transcript of the gene dhrs3b, whose product is annotated as dehydrogenase/reductase (SDR family) member 3b. Gene Ontology annotation, cellular component: lipid droplet. The record is from RefSeq and is a predicted model, not a curated record. Gene Ontology annotation, biological process: retinoid metabolic process; regulation of retinoic acid receptor signaling pathway. NCBI's taxonomy places the organism in Eukaryota, Metazoa, Chordata, Actinopteri, Syngnathiformes, Syngnathidae. Gene Ontology annotation, molecular function: all-trans-retinol dehydrogenase (NAD+) activity.
CCUGCAUAGUCGCGCAGUGGUGAGCCAGAGCCGCCAUAGCAAAGACACGUCCUGACGCGGCUCUCGUCACCUAGUCACCUAGUCACGAGGUGCGGGGCUGCAGCCUGCAGGUCACACGCUUUUUUUUUUUUUUUCUUUUUUUUUCUUUUUUUUAUUUGCAGCACGUUACUUUUCCAAGUGCGUCUCCAUGGAUGUGAAGAGCGCGUGUCGAGCGCUGCUCCUCCCCGUGCAAAUGCUCCUCUGCCUGGCCCGCUGCGCGCUCUCCUGCCUGGCGCCGAGCAGACGCAAGCCGCUGGGCGAGGACGUGGUGCUGGUGACCGGAGGGGGACGCGGCAUCGGCAGACACCUGGCCAAGGAGUUCGCCCAGCAGGGAGCCAAGAAGGUGAUCUUGUGGGGCCGCACAGAGAAGUCCCUCAAAGAGACGUCCGAAGAGAUCUCCCACUCGGGCACCGAGUGCCACUACUUCCUGUGCGACGUGGCCAAUCGGGAGGAGGUUUACAAGCAAGCCAAGGUUGUUCGUGAAAAGGUGGGAGAUGUUACGAUCCUGGUCAACAACGCAGCUGUGGUCCACGGUAAAAGUCUGAUGGACAGCGACGACGACGCCCUUCUGAAGUCGCAGCACAUCAACACCAUGGGCCAGUUUUGGACCACCAAGGCCUUCCUGCCCCGCAUGCUGGAGCUGCAGCGUGGUCACGUGGUCUGCAUCAACUCCAUCCUGGCCCAGUCUCCCAUCCCCGGGGCCAUAGACUACUGCACCUCCAAGGCCUCCUCCUUGGCCUUCAUGGAGAGCUUGACGCUGGGCCUGCUGGACUGUCCCGGCGUGGGCUGCACCACCGUCCUCCCCUUCCACACCAACACCCAAAUGUUCCAAGGCAUGCGAGUCAGAUUCCCUCAUCUGUUUCCGCCCCUCAAGCCUGAAGUGGUCGCCCAGAAGACGGUGGACGCAGUCCGAGCGGGUGUGGCCUUCCUCUACCUGCCUUGGACCAUGCACGCCCUGGUCGUUCUUAAAAGCUUCAUGCCACAAGUUGCACUUGAAGAAAUCCACAAGUUUACGGGGAGUUAUACCUGCAUGAACACAUUCAAAGGGCGGACAUGAGCCUCCACGACAACCUCCUAAUGAAGGCAAUAUGGACCUAAGGACAUGUGGAGGUGCAGCAAGUGCCAUAACAAAGAUAUGUUGGACAUGUGGAGGUGCAGGAAGUGCCAUCACAAAGACAUUUGCAAGGUGCUUAAGGGUGGAACUUUAUUUGGACUGAGGGGUUCUGGGCACCUUUUCCAAGAGAGUCAGGGAUUAUGUACGUGUGACAAUUGUUUUAGUCCAUUUUUAUGUUUCCUGUUUUUUAACUUCCCUUCAUUUUAUAUUUGCAUCGUGGAGAUAAUAAAGUGCAGUUCUAGAGACAAACUUCCUUCUUAUUU